Molecule: messenger RNA, 1290 nt
Organism: Daucus carota subsp. sativus
Lineage: Eukaryota; Viridiplantae; Streptophyta; Magnoliopsida; Apiales; Apiaceae
Product: putative two-component response regulator ARR21
Exons: 6
Coding region: 1-1290 (429 amino acids)
Biological process (GO): regulation of DNA-templated transcription; phosphorelay signal transduction system
Cellular component (GO): nucleus
Molecular function (GO): DNA-binding transcription factor activity; DNA binding
Source: RefSeq, a predicted model, not a curated record
AUGUCAGCGGAUGAAAGAGAAGAAGUUAUGUGCAUGGCAAUGAAGAAUGGGGCACAAUUCUUCUUGCAAAAGCCAAUACUAGCUGAUGACCUGAGCUCUAUAUGGCAGUAUUGUGAAUUGUGGAGAAGCCAAAGGAACAAUAGUGUCCCUCGAGUGACGCAAAUCACUCAAAGCUCUCAAGCAAUGGUAAGCCAAAGGAACAAUAUUGUCUCUCGAGUGACACAAAUCACUCAAAGCUCUCAAGCAAUGGUACGUAGUGGGAACGACAAUGAUAAUAGGAAUAAUAAUGCUGGAGGGAUGUCGAUUUCUGAUACAAGAAACAAUGGCGAUGAUGGUAGAAAAGGGAGGAUUGUUUGGGAAAGCUACUUGCAUGACCGUUUCUUGGAAGCUAUUUUAGUUAUUGGUUAUCAAAGAGCUGUUCCUACAAAUAUUUGGAACAUAAUGAACGUCAAGGGAUUAGACAAAAACCAUGUCAUGAGUCAUCUCCAGAAAUUUCAAACGUUCCUGCGAAGUGUGCUGAAUGACGACAAUCCCAAUGUUGAAAUUUCUCAUUGGGGAGAUCCCAACUAUUACUCAAGUAUUGUGGGAGGAAAUCCAACUCAAAUGUUGAUUAAUCAACUUAGAGAGGAUCACAGAAGGGGGAAGUUGGACCCCCAUAAUCCUUUACGACCACCAAAACCAGAAAAUAGUACGAGGACGCACGUUCGAGCUCCAAAUGGAUCAAAUUCAACAUGUCCCUACCGGUUGCCACCAUUAACUAUACCUGCUCCAACAGAGUUGAGCAAUGCUACUACAUGGAAUCACAUGACUAAUCAAAUGGGCAAACAGUGUCAAACCAGUUUUGACCAAAACCCAAAUUACUCGUACACUGGAGGCAGUUUAUGGAAAGCUAAUAAUGUAAACUCUGGGAGUACUACUAGUGGAACCGGCCCAUCCUUGGUCCAUAAUCUGAGUUACGAGAGUAAUCAAAUGGGUUAUUGUGGUCAAACCACCGUGGCUGAUCAAGAAAGAAAUGUUUUUGCAACUGGAGGGCUAGUUGGAGGAGUGAACAACAAUAUAUUUACUUCAACAAAUAUUGUUGCACCUUCAAGCAUCCCAUUUAACUCCGAGCAAUCAAUUAAUUAUGGGGCGCAUGCCAGAAAUAACUUCUUUGAUGGAAACAACUUUGAUUUGCAUCAGGAAAAUCAUGUUGCGAUGGUGGAAGAGAAUCAAGCUGCCACCGGGGAUGACCAUGCAGUCGAUGAUGUGGAUGCUUUUAUAUCCUCUAUCUUAGACGACAACACAUUUUGA